Messenger RNA from Colias croceus (clouded yellow), 1760 nucleotides. RefSeq names its product cytochrome P450 4C1-like. NCBI's taxonomy places the organism in Eukaryota, Metazoa, Arthropoda, Insecta, Lepidoptera, Pieridae. Bases 359 to 1717 code for a protein of 452 amino acids. The record is from RefSeq and is a predicted model, not a curated record. The transcript has 10 exons. Gene Ontology annotation, molecular function: heme binding; monooxygenase activity; iron ion binding.
CUUUGUUGUCCGCCUGUCUGCCUCUGUCCCUUUCUCUCAGGAAAUAUCAAGCUGAAAUUGGAGAUAUCAAGCUGAAAAUUUUAAUAUUUGACAAUGGACACUUACACGUGCGAUGCACUUAAAUAUCUUACCCAUUACCCAUCGAGUUUUACCUUCAAAAAUAUAUAUAAAUAAGAGAUUAUUAUGUAGACAUUCAUUUGAAUAAAAAUUUUCAAACAUAGCGCUCGCUAUGUUGUUUUUAUUACUAUGUUUAGCGGCAGUGCUGUGGUAUACAGUAUUUAGAUAUAAAAGAAGAAGAUUAUAUGAACUAGCCAAUUUGCUACCGAGCCCUGAAGGAAUGAAUAAUUUGCUAGGUAUAAUGCAACAUGCAUUUAAAGGAACAGAUGUUGCGUUCCAUUUUAUAAAGGAAUUCACCAAGUUUUGUGAGAAAAGCGGAGGCAUUAUCAAAUUUUGGGGAGGACCAAUAUUUUUCGCAGGUGUAAUGAGACCUAAUGACGUUGAUUUUAUAUUGAAGAAAUUCCCAGAAAAGGAAAGCCGGGAGAAGUUACUCAGAGAAUUUACUGGCAAUGCUGGGAUUUACGCACCUGUGCCAAUUUGGACGCGUCGGAGGAAGAUAAUGGUGCCGGCAUUUUCUCCGAAAAUAAUAAAUAGUUUCUUAGAUACAAUUGUCGCCCAAAGUGAAAAUCUUAAUGAGCGUUUGGCGAAAGACGAUCGUAUUGGUACUGGGCAGUUUAGCAUUUGGCCGUAUGUUACUGGUUUCACUUUGUCCACUAUUGCAGAAACGUCCCUAGGCGUGAAUCUGGACAUCCAGCGAAACCCAGACAUACCGUUCCUAAAUGCUAUUAACCGCACAUUAUUCUUAAUGACAAAACGGUUGUGGCCAGACUGGUUAUUUAGACUAACACCGUCAUACAGAGAGGCACAGGAAUGCAAGGAGAUUAUGAAUAGUUUGUCUAAUAAAAUAAUACAAAAGAGACGUGAAGUACUGAAGGAUUUUAAAGGUAGCAGUAACACCAAUUCUAUCUAUGGUCAAGGUGAACACCAAGUAAAGAGUUUCCUAGAUCACCUAAUUAUGCAGUCUAGAAUCAAUAAAAUGACUGAUACAGAAAUAAGAGAAGAAAUUUUGGUUUUAUUGAUAGCGGGAACUGAUACCUCUGCUGUAGCGAUAUGUAAUACUUUGAAGCUAUUAGCAAUGUAUCCCGAUGUACAGGCUAAAGUUUAUAAAGAGAUAAUAAGCAUCUUGAAGGAUGACCAUCCACUUGACAAAAAUAGUCUAAGAGAUCUCGACUAUUUACAAAGAGUUAUAAAGGAAUCUCUCCGACUAUUCCCUCCUGUACCAAUUAUUGGAAGAAAACUCGACACUGAAGUUAAAUUACCUUCUGGCGCCAUACUCCCUGAAGGAGCAGAAGUUAUAAUAUCUAUCUGGGGCAUUCAUCGAGAUGUAAACAACUGGGGAUCUACAGCAGAAUGCUUUGAUCCAGAUAGGUUCCAAUCAAAGGAAGAUGGCGGUCGCUUUAUACCAUUUGGUUCAGGGCCGAGAAAUUGCAUUGGAUAUCAAUAUGCAUUGACUGGUAUUAAAAUAGCACUUGCAACAAUACUUCGACACUACAGGGUUGUGGGUAAAGAAGCAAUUAGCCCCAUACCAACAAUGGAUUUGAAAUUUUCCAUUAUGCUGAGAGCAACAGAUGAUUAUCAGAUUUCUUUAGAACGGCGUUGAUGUUUAGCUAUAAGUUAUUUAAAUAAUAAAUGAUUUUUUAAUA